Messenger RNA from Diorhabda carinulata, 9271 nucleotides. It is a transcript of the gene zfh2, whose product is annotated as zinc finger homeobox protein 4. NCBI's taxonomy places the organism in Eukaryota, Metazoa, Arthropoda, Insecta, Coleoptera, Chrysomelidae. Gene Ontology annotation, molecular function: zinc ion binding; RNA polymerase II cis-regulatory region sequence-specific DNA binding; DNA-binding transcription factor activity, RNA polymerase II-specific. Gene Ontology annotation, biological process: regulation of transcription by RNA polymerase II. The coding region runs from base 394 to 8886 and encodes 2830 amino acids. Gene Ontology annotation, cellular component: nucleus. The transcript has 6 exons. The record is from RefSeq and is a predicted model, not a curated record.
ACAGUUGAAGCUCAGUUACGGACACGUAAUGUUGUCCGCGUGAAGAUAUUAGUACACGAUUUUAAUUAAUAUUUUUCAACACCUGUAUAGUUUUUAGUAUAGUGUUACCAGAAAAAGGAUUUCCAGUGUUGUGUUCUAAGGACUAUCUUAUUUGUUUUAUUUUUGUGCAUGUGCGUGAUACAUUUUUCUCAGUGACUUUCAGGAUUUAAAUCAAUUAAUAUAACAGGAAUGAUCGAAGUUAUUUCAUCGGUACAAAGGAUUAACGCAACAAAAAUUUUAAGACAGAUACAAUUGUGUCAAGAUUUUGCUGCUUAAGAAGAGUUCAAAAGAAUUAUUGUUUCUACAUGCCGAAAUUUACAGGGCAUCUUCUUAGCGAACAUGUGAUGCUUCGCGAUGCCCACUCUGUCCGCGGCGCCUGAGCAGAGUUCCGGCGGCCGCACCGACCGGCAGAAUAGUGAAAGCGACGCCAUGAGCCCAGAGCAGGAGGCGAGUCCACCACCUGCCGCCCCGGGCGCAUCUCCACCACCGCCACCUCCGACGCGACUGCCAACGCCAGUCAUGUCACAAGAGGAAAUCAACACCUCUGACGUUGAGCAGUUCGCCGGUAAAAUCGUUUAUAAUCCAGAUGGUUCUGCUUACAUAAUCGAAGACUCCGAGAGUGAUAACGAAACUCAAGGACAUAAUACGAAUGUUCCUGAAAUCGUGCCACCUCUUCAAGCCGUGUACGUUUCGAGGUUACUUAGGCAGCCCGCCCGUCCUACGGAUCUACCUGCAGUACACAGCUAUCGUGUGAUCGCGCUAAGAGACGCUAGGCCACCUAGGCCUGCUUCUGUGCCAGUUAAACCCAUCCUAAUGUGUUUUGUUUGUAAAUUGAGCUUCGGUUUUGCACGGUCUUUUGCAAAUCACGCACAAUCCGAGCACGGUGUUACUCUCAAAGAAAACGAACGCGAAGUGUUAGCUGCAGACUGCUCGGCAAUAUUACAGUGCGUCGGGGCUGAUAAAAGGCCAGUAGUAUCAUUAUUAGAACCUCUCGGUACGACAAGUCAUGAAAAUCACAAUUCAAAUAUCGUUCAUUCUGUACAAAAUCGAAAUGAAGGACCUUCACCUAUUUCAGAAACGCCAUCGUCAUGUAAUACAUCUAGAAACACCCCUGGUAAAUCACCUUCACCACCUUUUGUUGCACCGCCAGCUUUUAUGACUGGUACAACUAUAGGUGUUUGUCCAGAGCAUUUACAAGGACGACCUUCUGGCGUAGAAUGUGCGCGAUGUGAGAUGAUUCUCGCGUCAGGACGACUAGGACCUGCUGGAUUAGCGAAUGUACACAGUAGAAAUUCUUGUAAAACUCUAAAAUGUCCAAAAUGUAAUUGGCAUUACAAAUAUCAAGAAACUUUAGAGAUUCAUAUGAAAGAAAAACACCCCGAAGCCGAAACUAGCUGUAUUUAUUGUAUAGCCGGACAGCCUCAUCCUCGAUUGGCGAGGGGCGAAACCUACACUUGCGGUUACAAACCUUAUAGGUGCGAAGUAUGUAACUACUCGACGACAACCAAAGGAAACCUUAGUAUACACAUGCAAUCGGAUAAACAUUUGAAUAACAUGCAAGAAUUACAAAACGGAGGCGGACCGAACUCGGAGAAUCGACAAUCUCCUCCUAAAGCUUCUCCAUUACACCAUUCGCCUGUUAGUAGCGGCCAUAAACCUAAACCUAGCUUCAGAUGCGACGUAUGUAAUUACGAAACUAACGUAGCGCGUAAUUUACGAAUCCACAUGACAUCUGAGAAACAUACCCACAACAUGUUAGUGCUACAACAAAACGUCAAACACAUGCAAACAUUAUCAGCGUUACAUCAUCAACAACAUCCCCAACAACACAUUGAAAGUUUAUACGGCAUGUAUCCUGGUUUAGGAGAUAAACCCGAAGCUGCUUUAGCAGAUAUGGCCUACAAUCAAGCUUUACUUAUACAAAUGAUGACCGGUGGUCAAUUACCAGGUCACGCAGGACCCGCUGAUAUGUCAGCACAUUCAGAUCUUGGUUUGAAUCCCGAAACGAUGGAACCUCCACCGGAACCAGCGGAUCCCGAUCCAGAAAAAACGUACCAAUGCUGCGUGUGUAACGUUUUUCAAAGUGAUAGUUUGGAAGAGCUUGGAAGGCAUUUGGCGUUAGAUCGUACGCGACUACGAGAACAAGAAAUACUCGCCGUUGUAGCCGGUCAUUACGUGUGUAAAUUAUGCACAUACAAAACUAAUCUCAAGGCAAACUUUCAACUCCACUGUAAGACUGAUAAGCAUCUACAGAGACUGCAACACGUGAAUCACGUCAAAGAGGGCGGACCGAGAAACGAAUGGAAACUCAAAUACGCUUCAGCACCUGGAGGAGUUCAAAUCCGUUGUAACGCUUGUGAUUAUUAUACUAAUUCAGCACAUAAACUGCAGUUACAUGCGGCAGCUAGUAGACACGACGCCGGAGUAGCUCUAAUGAAACAUCUAGUUGAAAAAUGUUCCAAUAUCGGUCCUCACCAAUCAAAAGUCCAUCAUUGUUCACUGUGUGGAUUCUCGUCUACUACAAGGCUACCUCUAUUACAACACGUACGAUCUCUAAAGCAUCUUCAUAUGGAACAAUUACAUCAACUCCAAAGACGGGCGGAAGGUAAAGAAAAUAAUCCUGAAAUCGGGGACGUUUUCCACGUGGUAUCAGGUCCUAUUGAACAAGCACAACAGCAUACUCCAGAGCGAAGAGAUAGUAUCAAUUUGGAACUAUGUCAAAUCGAAACGAAUCAAGUUAAAUCCGAACCACGAGAAGACAACGACGAUGCUAAUAAUAGCGAGAGUGGAAAUUCUCAACACAUGUGCCCUUUUUGUGAUUAUACCAGCGAUUCUGAAAUGCGCAUUCAAGCCCACAUACUCGCCCAACACGGUACUAGUAACACAUCCAUACCGGAACAACAACCCUCUUUACACUGUCCUUUAUGUCAGGAUGUUUUUAAAGAUCGUAUAUUACUCGAAAGGCACGUUAUGCAGAUACAUUCGGUAAACAGCGAAGGUCUGCAACGGUUACUCAUGCUUGUCGAUCAAAGUCAUUGGUUAAAUCAAACGUCUCGAACACCCACUCCGAAUAAUUCAAUGAAUCAAUCGCAAACGACACCCAAUCAAAUAGUAUCACCAAAUUCCGUGUCUUCCAAAGAAUCUAACAAGUUCGAAAAAACAGACAUAACAUCGAACGAAGUCGAUUUACUGUCCCCAAAUAACAGCGACGAUAAUACCGAAUCUGAAUCGGAAAGAUGUAGCACGUGUUUCAGAACGUUUCGGAAUAUAGACGAAUUAUGUUAUCAUCAGAACGAAACUGGACAUUUAGAAAUAAAACAAACGCCAAGCGGACCGGGUUAUCUUUGUUGGAAAAAAGGGUGUAAUCAAUUUUUUCCGACGGCGCAUACUUUACAAAUGCAUUUCAAAGAAGUACAUGCUAAGAAUUCCGUUGCGAAUAUGUCCGUAUCGGAAAAACACGUCUAUAAAUACAGAUGUAAUCAAUGCUCUUUAGCUUUCAAAACAUUAGAAAAACUACAAUUGCAUUCACAAUAUCAUUUAAUUCGAGAUGCAACGAAAUGCGUUUUAUGCGGACGAAGCUUCAGAUCGCUCGUUGCUCUACAUAAACACGUAGAAAGUGUACAUUCAGAAUUAACAGACGAAGAAUUAAAUGCUUAUAAACAAAGUUUAAUGAACAAUCCUUUGUUAUUAGCAGGAUUGCAAGGACAAGUUUUAGAUAGUUCUACAAAUGAAAUUUUGAAAAAGGAAUCGUUACGCACCGAAGAUGAAUCUUUAGAAUGCGACGAAAGUAAAGAAUUAAACAGUAGUCAAUCUUUGGAAGAAAUAAAUCAAAACGACGGUGAAAAUUCAGAUGACAGUAUUAUUUACAAGGACCAACAAUUUUUAGAAGAUUAUUUGAACAGUCAAGCUAUAGCAGAAGAUAGUUAUAACGAUCCGAAUAGAAAAUAUAAAUGUCAUCGUUGUAAAGUAGCUUUCACAAGACAAAGUUAUCUAACGGCUCAUAAUAAAACGUUGUUACAUAGAAAAGGUGAAAAAUUGAGUUAUCCAAUGGAGAAAUAUCUUGAUCCUAAUAGACCUUAUAAAUGUGACGUUUGCAAAGAAAGUUUCACGCAAAAAAAUAUUUUACUAGUACAUUAUAACUCUGUGAGUCAUUUACAUAAAUUAAAAAGGGCAAUGCAAGAACAAAAUCAAAAUAAUAAUAAUAAUACGCCGGUUUCGCCCGUUUUACCAGGCGCGCAAGCGCAAAAUUUAACAUUAACGCCAAAAAGUACAUCGUCAGAAGAAGAUGAUAAAAAAAAAUAUCGGUGCAAUAUAUGUAAAGUAGCUUAUACACAAGGCAGUACGUUAGAUAUUCACAUGCGAAGUGUCUUACAUCAAACUAGAGCUAGUAAAUUACAAGAUUUAGCAUUGUCCGGUCAAAUCGACCUGUCGAAACCACUGAUAGAACAACCCGAAGCCAUGCAGUCUCCGAAACAAAACAGUCCUACGCCGGGUAGUGGGGACAAACAACCCUCUCCGACCCCACCAUCACCUGGACUCGCAGGUAACUUAGGGAUGAUGAGUUGCUCUAAGUGCGGUGCGCUAUUUAGUUCGCAAGAUCAGUUGAACGCUCAUCAGCAACUGUACUGUAUGUUUACAACGCCGAUGGCGAUUUAUCAGGGGGCGCACGAACCGAGUCAAGCUAAAACUCCACCACCCUCGAACGAUAAUCCGGAAGGCGGUAUAAAAGUUAAUAUAAUACCGAAAAAAACCGGCUCUCAUAUGUAUAAACAUUUAUUAGAAAGUUUCGGUUUCGAUUUGGUGAUGCAAUAUAAUGAAACACAUCAACGACGACAACGACAACAACGAGAAGCUGAAGAAAUCGCCGCCGCGAACGAAGUACAACAACAAUCUCCACCGCUUCCAGUGCAAGAAGAACCCGUCGCCGAAACGAUAGCAGUCGCAGACGGUACCGAGUCCAAAACCGAGGAGGAAAUCGAAACCAACCUACCCGAAGUAAGUAAAUCUACGUGCCAACAUUGCAAUAAAGAGUUCUCUAGUGUGUGGGUGUUAAAAUCUCACUGUGAAGAAGUUCAUAAAGAUUUAGUGCCGCUAGAAUUCUUAGAAAAAUAUGCUCAACAGUUCAAAACCGAAUACGAAAAGAAAACGGUGGUGGUGACGGCGGCGACUUCCUCGACCCUCAACGCCUUGCCUAGUGUAUCGACUCCCGGUGCUACGCCGUCCAAUACCACUACGACGUCCAGUCCAGAAAAUUCGACGCCGGAGAAGCAGGACGAAUCUAAAGAAACUUUACAUGCGAAACUUAAUUUACAAACGCCACCGGAAGCCGCUUCGACCGCACCCUCGACACCGACAUCCUCCACGACGCCGGCCAGCAGCACGGAUUCUUUGCCAGCUAAUAUUCAAGCUAUGAUCGCGCAAAGUAUGGCACAGAAUCCAGUAGCACUAGCUCAACAAAUGUCUGAAAUGCAAGCUGCUUUGAACGUAAUGCAACUCCAACAACUUAAUUUCAAUCCUAUGAUGCAAAUGAUGGGUAUGGGACUGCCGCUUGGUUUGAACGCUUUAGCGGCUAUGAAUUUACAACCGCCUCUUGUUCCGUUGAUGAUGCCGCCUCCACCGUUCGAUCCGAUCUCGCAAUUUGGACCACAAGAUCAGUCUGGAAUGAUGGCUAAACAACAAGCUAUGAUGCAGCAACAAGCAGUUGUCAGCGCAGCCGCUAAUCAAAAACGAGCUAGAACGAGGAUAACAGACGAUCAACUAAAAAUCCUACGUGCUCAUUUCGAUAUAAACAAUUCUCCGUCAGAAGAUCAAAUUCACGAAAUGGCCUCACAGAGUGGUUUACCUCCAAAAGUGAUCAAGCAUUGGUUUCGAAAUACGUUAUUCAAAGAAAGACAACGUAACAAAGAUAGUCCAUAUAAUUUCAAUAAUCCUCCAUCUACUACCCUUAAUUUAGAAGAGUACGAAAAAACCGGGGAAGCGAAAGUAAUGCCGUUAAAUAGCUCGGGAAGUAGCGUGGAAGAUAAUAAAUUCAAAGAAUCCCCGAAACUUAUCCAACAAGAAAUAAAAAAUGAGCUUAAAGAAGAACCCAGCGACGAUUUUCCUAAAAUUAAUGAAGAUAAACAAGAACCAGUAGAAGAAAAACCUAAUAUAUUCAAUUUACCAGUGAGUUUACAACAGGUACAAAGUCCGGCUACUUCAAUCGCCAGUUCUGACAACCAGAGCGUUUCGCAACCUUCAACACCUAAUAACCUCACCUUAACAUCAAUAAUUGCUUCCCAAUUAGGCGACACUUUAACCACAACUACCCCUACUAUGAACAUGACGAAUAUUUCCUCACACCAUGGUCUAACUAGCCCUAUGUUACCACCACCUAAGCUAAAUCAACAAAAUUUUCCUAAUCCUAAUAACCUCCAAGGAAUGUUACCUCUAACUCCCAACAGAUGUUUAAGUCCAAGCAGAGAUUAUAGCAACCCGGGAAGUCAGGGAUCUGGAGGAUCAACUGGUAAAAGGGCCAAUCGUACAAGAUUCACAGAUUAUCAAAUAAAAGUCUUACAAGAAUUCUUCGAAAACAACGCUUACCCAAAAGACGACGAUCUAGAAUACCUCUCAAAACUAUUAAACCUCAGUCCACGAGUGAUCGUCGUGUGGUUUCAAAACGCAAGACAAAAAGCUCGGAAAGUAUACGAAAAUCAACCCGCAGCCGAACCAGCUCCGGGGAUAGACGAGAGCGGUGCUAAUAGAUUUCAAAGAACACCCGGUUUGAAUUAUCAAUGCAAAAAAUGUUUAUUAGUUUUCCAAAGAUAUUACGAGUUAAUUCGACACCAAAAAACGCAUUGUUUUAAAGAAGAAGACGCUAAACGUUCCGCACAAGCACAAGCCGCAGCAGCACAAAUUGCAGCAGUCUUAAGUUCAGAAGAUUCAAAUUCAAGUACAACAGUCGAACAAUCUCAACAACAUCAAUUACCUCCACAAACAAACGUACCUUCACUACCUCAAUCUAAUCUCACACAAAGUCCUAAUCAUCCAACAGCUCCUACUACUCCUACACCGAGUCAGGGAAAUUACCCACCGACAUCACCAUCGCCUUCAGAAUCAAAAGAAACGACGUUUCAAUGCGAUAAAUGUAAUUUAGUUUUUCCUCGAUUCGAGCUAUGGAGAGAACAUCAGCUAGUUCAUUUAAUGAACCCUAAUCUUUUUCCUACAUACCCUCCCGAUUCCCCUUUUGGGAUUCUCCAGCAACAUGCUCAACUACAACAACUGAACGCGAAUUUGGGCGACCUCGGCAAACAACAAAACAACGUCAAUUCCCAACAUCCCCUUAUUAGUAUGUUGAACAAUGUUGCUGGACAGAAGAGGAAAAUUGACGAAUUUGAUGCUGAGAGUGAUACAUCGGAUCAACCGAAAGAUAAAAGACUGCGUACUACUAUCCUACCCGAACAGCUAGAUUACCUCUAUCAAAAAUAUCAAGUUGAAAGUAAUCCAUCGAGAAAAAUGUUGGAGAAUAUAGCAAGAGAAGUGGGGUUGAAGAAAAGAGUUGUGCAAGUUUGGUUUCAAAACACUAGAGCUAGAGAAAGAAAAGGGCAGUUUAGAGCCCACGCUCAAGUUAUAAAUAAACGUUGUCCUUUUUGUCCAGCGCUAUUUAAAGUUAAAUCUGCGUUAGAAUCACAUUUGACUACUAAACACGCAGACCAUUGCGCCAGAGGUGAAAUAAAUAUUGACGCAUUACCAGAUGAAGAAGCUAGUCUUGAAUCAGCUCCAAGUUUAAGCUCCGGUGGAGGUGAAAACAAAAAUCAACCACAAAAUUCCAACAUGAUCCCACCUCUAUUUCCUUCCUUACAUCCCGAUAUGGAAAAUUCUAUAAAAAAAUAUUAUGAAGAAAGUAUGAAACGCUAUAUAAACGAACUGCAAGCUCACGCUGCAUCCUCUAAUGGAGAUAAAAGCGAAAUAAAAUCAGAAAAACCUGAAGGUGAAAUACCUCUAGAUCUUUCAAAACCAGUUGACUUAUCUCGACCGAUGAAAGUAUCUAUGGACCACGAACGAAACGUAUGCGAUCCAGGUCCUUUAACUGACCUCAGUGAACGUUCUUUAUGUGACGAACGAAGCGAUUCAAUGUCGGAAACUACGGAGUACUAUGACGAUGAAAGUAAUCCAACAUCACCAGCGAGUAGUACUCAAAGCAAUACUCACAAAGCUUUAAAUAGCAGCGGCUCACAUUCUGGUAAUAAACGAUAUAGAACACAAAUGUCUUCAAUACAAAUAAAAGUAAUGAAAAUACUCUUUAAUGAUUAUAAAACUCCAACGAUGGCAGAAUGCGAAAAUCUCGGCAAGGAAAUUGGUCUACCCAAACGAGUUAUUCAAGUUUGGUUCCAAAACGCUCGAGCAAAAGAAAAGAAAGGCAAGUUAGCUUUACAAAAAGCUUUAGGUCAACCUGAUGGUGAAAAUAAUACUAUUCCCGACGACUGCAAAUAUUGCAAUUUCAAAUAUUCGCACAAAUAUUCGAUUCAAGAUCACAUUUUCACGAAAUCUCACAUAAACAACGUGAAAGUGCAUCUAGAAAAUCAAAAUAAAGACGUUGGUUCCGAAAGUGAAUUCACAGUGCCAUCGUUACCCGGUGCUUCUGGAUCUGUUUCCGCAGAUUCCACUACAAAUCCACAACAGAAUCUCAACAACAACAGCCACUAUCAGUUGCUGCAAAUGGCGGGGGUGCAAAUGGGGAAUGUAGCCAAAAGCGAACAAGAAGAAGGCGCGGACAAUAUAUUCCAGCAGUUUUACCAGCUUGGAAACAAUGCAAAUUAUGGAGUGCAGAACCAGUACGUUCAUCAUGCGAUGUUCGGUGCAAAUGGCUAAAUUUUUUUCUAAAUUUUCUCAACUUGGGAGAUGACUGAAAAUAUCCGGAUAGGAAUCUGAUGUGUCGCGGGAACAGAAUCAAAGUAAAAGAAGAAAGAGACUUAUUAGUUCCAUGCCGAAAUAAAAAAAAAAUGUGAUAUUACUUUGUACUAUAUAAUGUUUAAAUAUUUGUAUAUAAUCUAUACAGUUAAUUGUAAGUUCCUACUAGAUAAAUAAGCUGCUUCCUAUAAGUUAUAAAUAAUUUAAAUAACUGUAAUGAUUAUUUUAAUGAAAUAAUUUUAUUUAAAUCUUUGUUCAAUUUUUUUUGUUACUAUAACCUUCAAACCCAGUGAGAAAAUGUCUUAUUAUUAUAUUUAUGUAAAAUAAAUAUAUUUCCAUCAGUUGA